Molecule: messenger RNA, 819 nt
Organism: Carassius carassius (crucian carp)
Lineage: Eukaryota; Metazoa; Chordata; Actinopteri; Cypriniformes; Cyprinidae
Product: heat shock protein 30-like
Exons: 1
Coding region: 53-679 (208 amino acids)
Biological process (GO): response to heat; protein refolding
Molecular function (GO): protein folding chaperone
Source: RefSeq, a predicted model, not a curated record
ACGCCAACAGAGAGACAACUCGACUUAGGAGCAAAACUAAAAGCCACUGAAAAUGUUGAGCCUGCAUGGAUUCCAGCCUUCCCUCAGCUCAUUCAUGGGAAUGGACUGGCCAGUGCGCAGUCUCUGGCCGGAGAUCACAUCUCUUUACAGACACGGAGAGGAACUGCAGGAGCUGAAGAGAAGCCUGGAGCAGCUUCAGCAUAAGAUCCUUGAGGAGAUCCAGCUGAUGCCACCCUCACAGGAGAUCUACCCAGUGGCCUGCACAAUGGAGAAAGAGGGAAGCGGCUUUGCUUUGACGCUGGACACUAAAGACUUUUCCCCAGAAGAACUGUCAGUCAGACAGGUGGGCAGGAAGCUGCAUGUCAGCGGAAAGAGUGAGAAGAAGCAGGAGGAUGGGAAGGGCUCGUACUCUUUCAGAACCCAAGAGUUCAGGCGGGUGUUUGAUCUUCCUCAAGGAGUGAAUCCUGAGGCGGUGACCUGCUCCAUGGCUGAUGGAAAGCUCUAUAUACAGGCACCAGUAAAUCAGCCAUCAGAUGCCGCUGAGAGGAUGCUGCCCAUUGACUGUCAAACUGUGAAGACAACGCAGCCAGAGACAGACGACACCAGCACCACCCAGACGACACUCAACAAUCCUGAAAGCACUGAGCACAGAGUACAUCCCUCUGCUGGACAAUCUUAAAUAAUGAUGUUUUGUUUUAUUUAAAAACAUUGUGUUGUACUUAAUUGUUUUCAAGUGUUUAAGUAAUACAAAUGAACAAAAAGAUGGAUUUUUUAUAUUGAAUAUAUCCAUGGAAUUAAAUAAAAUAAGAACAGCAAAAA